AUGGCUUCACUGAGCCGGGCCCUGCGAGUGGCCACUGCACACCCUCGACAGAACCUGUCCCAGGGCCUGGGGCUUCGGGCCCUGUCCAACACUGUGGGCCCCACUGCUGAGAAGAGCGUGCCAUACCAGCGCACUCUGAAGGAGGAGCAGGGCCCCUCAGCAGUGGCCCAAGGCCCAAGCCGGCCCCUACCCCGUGAAGCUAAUGUGGUGGUCAUUGGUGGGGGCAGCCUAGGCUGCCAGACCCUGUACCACCUGGCCAAACUGGGUGUGAGCAGCCCCGUGCUGCUAGAGCGGGAGUGGCUGACUUCAGGGACCACCUGGCACACGGCAGGCCUGCUGUGGCAGCUUCGGCCCAGUGACGUGGAGGUGGAGCUGCUGGCCCACACGCGUCGUGUGGUGAGCCAUGACCUGGAGCAGGAGACAGGUCUGCACACGGGCUGGAUCCAGAAUGGGGGUCUCUUCAUCGCCUCCAACCGCCAGCGGCUGGAUGAGUACAAGCGGCUCAUGUCGCUGGGCAAGGUCUAUGGUGUGGAGUCGCAUGUGCUGAGCCCAGCGGAGACCAAGGCACUGUACCCACUGAUGAACGUGGAUGACCUCUACGGGACCCUGUAUGUGCCACACGACGGGACCAUGGACCCUGCCGGCACCUGUACCACCCUGGCUAGGGCUGCUACUGCCCGAGGAGCCCAGGUCAUUGAGAACUGCCCAGUGACCGGCAUCCGAGUGCGGACAGAUGACUUUGGAGUGCGGCGGGUUGCAGCCGUAGAGACCAAAUAUGGCUCCAUCCAGACACCCAUCGUGGUCAACUGUGCAGGAGUGUGGGCCAGUGCUGUAGGGCAGAUGGCCGGAGUCAAGGUCCCGCUGGUGGCCAUGCACCAUGCCUACGUCGUCACUGAGCGCAUUGAGGGCAUCCAGAACAUGCCCAACGUCCGUGACCAUGAUGCCUCCGUCUACCUCCGUCUGCAGGGAGACGCCUUAUCUGUGGGUGGCUACGAGGCUAACCCCAUCUUCUGGGAAGAGGUGUCAGAUAAGUUUGCCUUCGGCCUCUUUGACUUGGACUGGGACGUGUUCACCCAGCACAUUGAAGGUGCCAUCAACCGAGUCCCCGUGCUAGAGAAGACGGGGAUCAAGUCCACGGUCUGUGGCCCGGAAUCCUUCACGCCUGACCACAAGCCCCUAAUGGGGGAGGCACCUGAGCUCCGAGGAUUCUUCCUUGGCUGUGGCUUCAACAGUGCAGGAAUGAUGCUGGGUGGUGGCUGUGGGCAAGAGCUGGCCCACUGGAUUGUCCACGGGCGCCCAGAGAAGGACAUGUACGGCUACGACAUCAGGCGGUUCCAUCAUUCACUUACUGACCAUCACCGCUGGGUCCGUGAGCGCAGCCAUGAGUCCUACGCCAAGAACUACUCUGUUGUCUUCCCCCAUGAUGAGCCCCUGGCUGGGCGCAACAUGCGAAAAGACCCCCUGCACGAGGAACUCCUGCGGCAAGGCUGCGUGUUCCAGGAGCGGCACGGCUGGGAGCGACCUGGAUGGUUCAGUCCCCGUGGGGCAGCUCCGGUCCUUGAUUACGACUAUUACGGGGCCUACGGGCACAAGCUGCACAAGGACUAUGCCUACAACAGGCUGCUGGGGGAUGAGUACACCUUUGGCUUCCCUCCCCACCAUGAUGUUAUCAAGAAGGAGUGUCUGGCUUGCAGAGGGGCCGCUGCUGUGUUCAACAUGUCCUACUUUGGGAAGUUCUACCUGGUGGGACCAGAAGCGAGGAAGGCUGCAGACUGGCUCUUCUCUGCCGAUGUCAGCCGGCCCCCAGGCUCAACUGUGUACACCUGCAUGCUGAACCAUCGAGGGGGCACAGAGAGUGACCUCACUGUUAGCCGCCUGGACCCUGGGUCCCAGGCCUCCCCACUGGCCCCCACCUUUGAAGGUGAUGGCUACUACCUGGCGGUGGGCGGGGCUGUGGCCCAACACAAUUGGUCGUAUAUAACCAGUAUGCUACAGGACCAGCAAUUCCGGUGCCAGCUCAUUGACAGCUCUGAGGACCUGGGCAUGAUCAGCAUCCAGGGGCCAGCCAGCCGGGCCAUUCUCCAGAAGGUGCUCGAUGCAGACCUGAGCAACGAGGCCUUCCCUUUCUCCACCCACAAGUUGGUGCGGGCCACCAAGCACCUGGUCCGGGCCAUGAGACUAUCCUUUGUGGGCGAGCUGGGCUGGGAGCUGCAUGUGCCCAGGGCAGCCUGUGUGCCUGUAUACAAGGCCAUCAUGGCCGCAGGCACCAAGCUUGGCCUCAUCAAUGCAGGCUACCGGGCCAUCGACUCCCUGAGCAUUGAGAAAGGCUACCGGCACUGGCAUGUGGACCUGCGUGCUGAUGACAGCCCCCUGGAAGCAGGCCUGGCCUUCACUUGCAAGCUCAAGUCUGCCAUCCCCUUCCUGGGGCGCGAGGCCCUGGAGCAGCAGCGGGCCUUGGGCCUACGCCGGCGCCUGGUGUGCUUCACCGUGGACGAAAAAGUGCCCAUGUUCGGUUUGGAGGCCAUCUGGAGAAAUGGCCACGUGGUGGGCCACAUCCGCAGGGCUGACUUUGGGUUCACUAUCGACAAGACCAUCGCAUACGGCUACAUCCGGGACCCCAGUGGCGGGCCGGUGUCCCUGGACUUUGUGAAGAGUGGGGACUACGCCCUGGAGAGGAUGGGGGUGACCUAUGCUGCACAAGUGCAUGUGAAGUCACCCUUCGACCCUGACAACAAGAGGGUGAAAGGGAUCUACUGA
Orycteropus afer afer is the source of this 2757-nucleotide messenger RNA. It is a transcript of the gene SARDH, whose product is annotated as sarcosine dehydrogenase. The record is from RefSeq and is a predicted model, not a curated record. Lineage: Eukaryota; Metazoa; Chordata; Mammalia; Tubulidentata; Orycteropodidae. Gene Ontology annotation, cellular component: mitochondrion. Gene Ontology annotation, molecular function: oxidoreductase activity; protein binding. The coding region runs from base 1 to 2757 and encodes 918 amino acids. The transcript has 20 exons.